GCACCUUAUCAUUUCAUCCGGGCAUUCACCAGAAAGAAAAGAAAGAUGUCGCGGCGUGCAGAAGGCCAGCUUUUUAUCGGUAGAUUAAGUAAAUCUACCAGGGUAAGAGACAUGGAAGAUGUUUUUGAACCAUAUGGACGAAUGACUAGAUGUGAAGUGAAAUAUGGUGCUGAAAUGGCUUAUGGAUUUGUUGAUUAUGAAGAUCGCAGAGAUGCAGAGGAUGCAAUUAAAUAUGAAAAUGGUAGAGAGAUAUGUGGCUCAAGUAUUAUUGUGGAAUGGUCUAAAGGCAGUCCUCGUCGCCCUGUUGUCAGUAGGCAACAAGGCUAUGAUGAGUGUUACAGAUGUCACAGAACAGGUCACUGGGCCAGAGAUUGUCCUGACGAUCGGUAUUAUGGUUUCCGUAGACCUGGUGGCAGGAAUGGUGGUGGUGGCGGAGGAGGAGGUGGGGGUGGUGGUGGGGGUGGCAGAUAUAGAUCACCAUCACCCAGGAGAAGGAGAAGAUCCCGAUCAAGGUCCAGAGACAGGAAGAGGAGAUCAUCUCGUAGUCGCUCACGCAGCAGACAUAGGUCAGGAUCAAGAAGCAGCAGAGAUCGUAGUCAUGACAGCAAAAGGAGGAGAAGUUCAAAGAAGAGCGAAUCUCGUAGUAAAUCCAGAUCCAAAAGUAAAAGCAGGUCUAAAUCCCAUAGCCGGUCUAGAAGUAGGUCACCUCUUGAGAAUGUCAACAAUGGUGGAGAAGAUAGGUCACCCUCAAGAUCAAGGUCACGGAGUAGAAGCAGGUCAAAGAGUGUUGCGUCAAAUAGAUGAUUUUAUUUGGAAUAGUUGUGAAUGUUACAAUCUUCGAAGUACAGAGAUGAAAUGUGAAAUUUUCUAUGUUUUAAACACAAACAGUACAAAGAUGUGCAGACUGUUGUUUUUAUUAUUAUGUAAAUACAUAUCUUUUAGAAC
This is a messenger RNA of Mytilus trossulus (common blue mussel), 945 nucleotides long. RefSeq names its product probable splicing factor, arginine/serine-rich 6. The record is from RefSeq and is a predicted model, not a curated record. Gene Ontology annotation, cellular component: precatalytic spliceosome. The transcript has 6 exons. Gene Ontology annotation, biological process: mRNA splicing, via spliceosome. NCBI's taxonomy places the organism in Eukaryota, Metazoa, Mollusca, Bivalvia, Mytilida, Mytilidae. Gene Ontology annotation, molecular function: snRNA binding; zinc ion binding; mRNA binding. The coding region runs from base 46 to 804 and encodes 252 amino acids.